UCGCCAUGUCGCUAAAAUUAAAUUUAAAAAGAAAGUGCGUGUUUACCGAUAAUUUGAAAACCAAAUAUCCUUUUCUUCGGAAAGUACAAGGAAACGAAUCGGACGUUUACUGUAGUUUUUGCAGUUCCAAGUUUUCCAUUGGACAUGGAGGUAAUGCAGACGUAAUCCAUCAUGUUGCAACGGCUAAACACAAAAGUGCCGUCACUUUAACAACUGCUAAUGUUUCCAUUACCAAAUUCUGUAAGUCCAGCAGAUUAGAUGAUUCGAACAAAAAAUUGGCAGCGGCUGAAGGGACAUGGGCAUAUCAUCUCUUGCAACAUAAUCACAGUUUUCGUAGUGGAGAUUGUACGUCAAAGCUGAUUAAGUCAAUGUUCGAGCCUAAGUAUUCAUCUGCUAGAACCAAAAGUGAAGCCAUAAUAUGUGCAGUUUUUGAACCGAUGGCCAUGGAAACUGUUCAAAAUAACUUAAAUGCAGUGAACUUUGUUACUGUGUGUUGUGACGCAUCCAAUCACAAGCACAUAAAGUUGAUGCCAAUAUUGGUUCGGUAUUUUUUGCCUAUGGAAGGUAUUCAACUUAAAUUGCUUGAUUUAAAGGAUUUACCUGGUGAGACAUCUGCAAUAAUCUGUACAAACGCUCAAUUGGAAAGAGUGUUUUCUCAUGUAAAUAACAUUUGGACUGUGGAUAAAACGCAACUCAAGGUAGCUACAUUAAAAUCUAUGAUUGAAACUUGA
Molecule: messenger RNA, 731 nt
Organism: Photinus pyralis (common eastern firefly)
Lineage: Eukaryota; Metazoa; Arthropoda; Insecta; Coleoptera; Lampyridae
Exons: 3
Coding region: 6-731 (241 amino acids)
Source: RefSeq, a predicted model, not a curated record